CUGGCGACCAGAAAGCUACUCAAAACGAACGAUGUUCACACUGACAAAUGCGACCGACGAGUCGCUAAACCGAAAUGUCUCGCGAUAUGCCGUUGACGUCUGCUUGAAAUGUCAUCGCCACGUAAACUAAACGUCAGCUGUUCCUUCGCAUCUGAUUGGUUCAGCUGCUCUGCGACUGCGGUCGCGCGACUGAAAAAUCGAGCAGUGAGCGACUGUCCCGAAACGGUCGCAUUUCGAUAAAAGCGACCAUUUGCGACUACUUGCGACUACUUGCGACUAACUUGGUCGCGCGACCUCGCCUUGUCGCAAGUUAACUGUUAAACGCUUAUUUUGUGACUGCUUACGAGUGCGCUUUCACUUCGUCCAGGGCAAUGGACGCGAAACUAUUACCGCAUUGUGUACCAGGAUAAUGUAUUCCUAUGGUCUAAGCAGUGCUCGGCUGAAGUCAUCAGCCGCGGAUAUCUUCCAGAUAAAUGACAGUGUUACACAUUCACAGCAUUUUCAUGAUUUGAUGCCAUUGUAACUACUGAGCGCAUCAGCCAUGAUCCACUUAAAAAAAAAUUAUGGGGUUUUACGUGCCAAAACCACCAUUUGAUUAUGAGGCACGUCUAGUGGGGGACUCCGGAUUAAUUUGGACCACCUGGGGUUCUUUAAACCAUGAUCCACUUUGAUGGAAACGUAUAAAAGCCUCGUUAUUUUUUAUCCGACUAGAAAGUCGCAGAAGUCUGUAAACAGUUAAUUUAUUUUUUUCGGGAACUUCUCCAGAGUGAUCAAGACUAAAACAUACUAAUAAAAUUGUAGGGUGUAACGUCCCGAAACUGCACGCCGUAGUAAAAGGCUCCGGAUUAGUUUAGGCCACCUGGAAUUAUUUGGAUGCACGUGAAUUUAUGUAUAUGAGCAAUGUAAUAAUAGAACGUAAUAAGGCCAGACCAGCACAUUUUUUGCGAAAUUCUAUUGAACAUGCAUGGUACCAUGAAAUCGAAUCAAAAGUAACUGGUAUGUUUAAUUUGUUGUAAUACCGGUGUCACGUGACCACUUUUGAUCGCGAUCAAGCCCAAUCUGGGUCACAAUUCCCGACUGCGAUCGGCCCCCUCGCGCGGCUUGCGCAAAGCAGUUCAAAUCAAUCAGAUGUUUGAGAAAUAUAAUUGUCACUGGCCAGUUUCUCUCUCUCUCUCUCUCUCUAAUGUGUACAAAACUGCCUCUUCUCCAGUACUGCCCGUGUAACACUUUUUCUGCAAAUAAAUAUUUCUUAGUUUCUCUACUUCUCUUUGUUCAUGAGAACAAAGCAUCGAAGAAGAAGAGGAGGAAGUCGUGCAGAAAUGCUAACACAAUCGAAGGAUUCUGGAAAGUUAGUACAGCACCCAGCAUCACUGGUUGAUAGCACUGGUGAAAUUAAAGAAAGAGCCUCCAACUCUUCACCGACCACCUUGCUUUUGUUGCUUGUGGUGCCGAUAGUGCUAGUGCUGUUCGCGGACUUUGCCUUUGCCGUUGCCACGAAAUCAUCAGAGGCCCAAGCAGGACACAGAGCAGCAGUAAGGACCGCUGACACCAGCUCAAGUGGAGAGAGUGCUUCUGGUGGUUCCGUUGCCGAUGCUAAAGUAAAGGACGAGGGAAAGACCUUGAUGAGCCGAAAUUCAACGGCAAAAGCUCAUACUGCUCAGAAAAAGCAUGAUUUAGUGUCAAAAGAGUCUGCCACAAGAAGGAACAAACGGAGCACAGGCCAAAGAAGCAGAAAGUCAAACAAAAGCUAUGUACCAGGAGGCCAUCAGCAAAGAAGCACUUUUAGCCUCAGAACAACCGAAGUCGUGUACACGGAACCUUCACAGGACAUGAAACAGCGAUGAGCGAGCUAGAAGAAACCACACCAGAAGUCUAGUUCUGCAUUCAACGCUUACAUAAAAGUUGAUUAAAAUGGAUCAGAUCACGCUGUUGCAGUUUAGUUGCACUGUACAGGUGCUGUUUCAUGCAUUAAGAACA
Messenger RNA from Dermacentor silvarum, 1977 nucleotides. RefSeq lists its product as uncharacterized. The transcript is spliced from 6 exons. NCBI's taxonomy places the organism in Eukaryota, Metazoa, Arthropoda, Arachnida, Ixodida, Ixodidae. The coding region runs from base 1275 to 1844 and encodes 189 amino acids. The record is from RefSeq and is a predicted model, not a curated record.